Molecule: messenger RNA, 1031 nt
Organism: Ricinus communis (castor bean)
Lineage: Eukaryota; Viridiplantae; Streptophyta; Magnoliopsida; Malpighiales; Euphorbiaceae
Product: SPX domain-containing protein 3
Exons: 3
Coding region: 105-887 (260 amino acids)
Biological process (GO): cellular response to phosphate starvation
Source: RefSeq, a predicted model, not a curated record
UUUCUUCUUUAUUUUCUUGCUCCCUUUCCUUUACACUUGCAGUUUUUGAGGUUACAUUUUCUCAAAACUAAAUCAUUUAUAGUAACAGUAGAGUAGGUUUGGAAAUGAAGUUCGGUAAAAGAUUGAAGCAACAAAUUCAAGAAACGUUGCCAGAUUGGCGAGACAAGUUCUUGUCGUAUAAGGAUUUGAAGAAGCUUGUUCGAUUACUAUCUUCUGAUCCGCUGCUGUCAAGCGGAUCGAUCGAGUAUCGUAAAGCAGAGGCUGAGUUUGUUUAUUUGUUGAACAAUGAGAUCGAUAAGUUUAAUGCUUUUUUUAUGGAACAAGAAGAGGACUUCAUCAUAAGAAACAUGGAAUUACGGCAGAGGAUUCAGACUGUAAUUGGAACCUGGGGGCAGAAUGGAAGUCAGCCUUCGGAAGCAAACUAUAAGGGGGAGAUGAGCAAGAUUAGAAAAGAUAUUGUCAAUUUCCAUGGAGAAAUGGUGCUCCUAGAAAACUAUAGCAAUAUCAAUUACACAGGAUUGGCUAAGAUACUGAAGAAGUAUGAUAAGAGAACUGGCGGUUUAUUGAGGUUGCCAUUCAUUCAGAAAGUUCUGCAGCAACCAUUUUUCACUACUGAUCUCAUUUCAAAGCUUGUCAAGGAAUGUGAAAACACAAUAGAUGUUGUGUUUCCCGUGAAUGAGGAAGAAAGAGCAAGAAAAUUUGGAAGACAAGGAAUAAUAGUAGCGGGAGAUGGAAUUUUUAGGAACACAGUUGCAGCUUUAAUGACCAUGCAAGAAAUUAGAAGAGGCAGCUCUACUUACAGUCGCCUCUCUCUGCCUCCUCUCAACUUGCCGGACUCGGAUCUCAUUCAAUCAUUCCAACUCAAUUCUCCUAUACCCAUUGUCUAAAAACAAUCAGAAAUUUCUGAAUGCAUAUCCAAUUAGCCACAGUUAUAUAACAUCUGGCAGCUUGCUUGUGUUUUAUUUGAGAUACAUUUGUUGCAAAUGAAGAGUAGGUCUCCAAUCAAUAUAUUCAAUGAAACUUUCUUGUUA